Trichechus manatus latirostris (Florida manatee) is the source of this 2377-nucleotide messenger RNA. It is a transcript of the gene VSX1, whose product is annotated as visual system homeobox 1. The record is from RefSeq and is a predicted model, not a curated record. Gene Ontology annotation, molecular function: DNA-binding transcription factor activity, RNA polymerase II-specific; transcription cis-regulatory region binding. Gene Ontology annotation, cellular component: nucleus. The coding region runs from base 1 to 1098 and encodes 365 amino acids. NCBI's taxonomy places the organism in Eukaryota, Metazoa, Chordata, Mammalia, Sirenia, Trichechidae. Gene Ontology annotation, biological process: regulation of DNA-templated transcription; neuron development. The transcript is spliced from 5 exons.
AUGAACGGCGGAGACGCGCUUUCCGACGAGAGGGCCAGAAGUAGGGCGCUAGCGCCCGUCGGGGCCCUCCCCAGCCCGCGCCCCCGUGGCUUCGCCAUUACCGAUCUGCUGGGCCUGGAGGUCGAGCUGCCGGCACCCGCUGUCCCCGGGCAGGGAUCCGCCUGCAAGGGCUCCGCGGGCCUGCCUUGCCCCGGCCCGGGGCUCGGCAGCUCCUUCCUGGAACGCGGUGCCCUCCCACUGGGGCUGGGCCUCCUUUGCGGCUUCGGUGCGCAGCCGCCCGCUGCAGCUCGGGCGCCCUGCCUGCUCCUAGCCGACGUGCCGUUCCUGCCGCCCAAGGGCCCGCCGCCUGCCUUCCAGUUGCCCCCUGGCCGCCCGCUGUCCCCGCUCCACCGCGAGAAGCACAGAGAAAGCGUCUCGGCGUCCGAUGAGGACAGCCUGUCUGGAGACAGGAGUGACCUAAAGGCACCCAGCACACCAGGCAAGAGGAAGAAGCGGCGGCACAGGACAGUUUUCACUGCCCACCAGCUGGAAGAGCUGGAGAAGGCGUUCAGCGAGGCCCACUACCCCGACGUAUAUGCCCGGGAAACACUGGCAGUGAAAACCAAGCUCCCUGAAGACCGAGUACAGGUCUGGUUUCAAAACCGGAGGGCCAAGUGGAGGAAGCGGGAGAAGUGCUGGGGUGGCAGCAGCGUGAUGGCCGAGUACGGACUUUACGGGGCCAUGGUUCGGCACUCCCUUCCACUGCCCGAGUCCAUCGUCAACUCAGCCAAGGGUGGCCUGGCAGGCUCCUGCAUGCCCUGGCUGCUGGGGAUGCGUAAAAAAUCCAUCGCGAUGACAAGUAAACGAAGAAGUGAAGAAAAGUUGACAGGACUCUGGGGCUCUGACACUCCCCGAGGAGAUUCCAGCCCAAGUCAGGUAGGGCCCCAGAGCAGCUCAGGCAAAGUGAGCCCAGAGCAAGGCCUGGAGGACGAGGUCGUGGACCUCUCCAGCUCCACCAGGCAAGAGACCCAGAGAGAGCCACGAGUGGCCCAAGUAGGAGCGAGCUCGGACUCCACGGGCCUGGAAGGGCUCAGGCCUGGGGAGGCAGGAGUCUUGUGAGGCCCACAGGCUCCUCUCAAAGGGCAGAAACAGGCAUGUUUGUUUCUGGCAUCGUUUCAAGAGACAAAGGGUGUCCAAGACAAAUGCUCCCAGCUGAAAUUUCUUCUUGAUGUGCCAGGAUAAACUGCAAUGUCACUUGCUUAUACAGGACAAGUGAGUGGUUGAGGGAAAAUCCCAUCUCUUUCUAGAAUGGAAAUUGUUCCUUAAAGGCACUUGAAUCAGUUUAUUUGAUAUAAAAUUUUGAUUCUCUUUUGUAGAACGUGAGGAGGGAGGACUUAAAGUUCAAAAAGCAUUUUUACUGGUGGACAUCCUAAGACUCAGUUCAGUAUAGAGUGUAGACUAAUAGGUUAGAUCUGAUGUCCUCACUCCAAAUUUGAAAACAUAAAAUUAUUUAAUCUCCAGAAAAAUCAAGUAUCUACACCUAGUGAAGACUCCACACAGCCAUCUGAAUGAAUUAUAGUAUCUUUUAGACUUUUCACCUUGAACUUGGCUUUGUACGUUUCAGUUUUCUUGGUAUGCAAUAAUUUUGUGUUCUCCUGAGUGUCAUUUGACAGGUUAUGCAUGUGGGAACUGAUAAGCAAACAAAGAAAGCCAUACUGUCCCCUUUUGAAAAACAUGAGACCAUGUUUGAACAGCUGGUGAAUAUCUGUAAAACACUGAUUCCAGGUCAGACCAGGCUUCUUGGUCCUUCUGUAUUUCUGUUUGAAAGCACUUUAGUAAUUUGGAUUUUAUGAAUGUUUCAUUUCCUGUAUGUCCUUUGCCACUUAUUUAUUAUUUAAAAAUAAAGGUUUUGUGGUGUGCUUCCUUCUCAAGGCACAUCUCCAUUGUCACUGCUUUCCUGACAUGGCCUCUCUCCUUUUAUCCCUUUUCCUUUUUCAGUGUCAGAGCUUCUAAAGCAUUUUCUUCUUCAGGUGCCAAGCACUCAUCAUGUGUUCCUUUGCUGGCUCCUUUGCUGGACUGGGAGCUCCUGUGGGACUGAAACUAUGUCUAAUUCAUCAUUUGAAGUUCAGAAGUCAGAGAGAGAUUACAUGUAAUUGAGGGGGAAAUGCGGGGCUUCAUGAACAAGGUGGAGCAGGUAGAGGGAAAGUACGAGAACUUUCUGAGGUCAUUCUCUGUAAAUCAUCACGGUAAUCCUCCUGGCAGGGCUCAGUGCUAACAUCUCUUCAGGUGAGAAAAGUGAGGCUCAAUUCUGUUCCUUUGGUCUAUUUUCCUCAGCCCUGGUGGCACAGUGGUUAAGAGCUAUAGCAUGCUACAGUUGCUAACCAAAAAGGUCACCAGU